GAAAGAGAUGGGGAAACCAGCUUCCAGUCCUGUGUCCUGUCUUGCCCCUCCUUCUUAUCUCCCCCCCCUGGGCAAAGUGGUCUUUGUCUUGGGAUGCCUGGUGUGACUGUCUCUAUGGUACCUUCACUUGCCCUUUGAGGUCUAAAGUUUCUCUACCAGGAGAUGCCACAGUUACCAGCUGGCACUGCUUACCAGGUCUUUUACCGCUUUGAGAACGUGCUACACCUUGGCUUUUUAUAGCUUCGGACACUGUUCCCUUUAAGAAGAAGUUUUAGGGAACUGCGCUGCCCUAUUCCUGAUGGGAUCUACCCUGGAACAAUUAAAAAAUGGAGCAAAACCUGGCUGGUCCAGAAGCAGGAAGGAACUCUAAUAUUCUCCAGGUAGAGAUCGGGGCUGCUAAGACGAUGCCGGGGGAGUCCGGCCACACGGUAGAUGCCCGAUGCUUCUACUUCCGGCAGUUCCGCUACCAGGAGAUCUGGGGACCCCGAGAGGUGUUCAACCGGCUCCGUGAUCUUUGCUUCCUGUGGCUCCAACCACAGCGUCACACAAAGAAUCAGAUCUUGGAUUUGGUGAUCCUGGAGCAGUUCCUGGCUGUUCUUCCUCCAGAGAUGGAGAGCUGGCUUCGAGAAUGUGGGCCGGAAACCAGUUCUCAGGCGGUGGCCCUGGCCGAAGGAUUUCUGCUGAGUAAAGCAGGAGAAAAGCCUCAAGAAGAGCAGCAGACUCAGGAAAAUUCUCCAGACUUGGCCAAUGAGAUGGGGAAAGCUACUUCAAGCAUCAGACCCAGAACAUUUUUCAGGUGGAUUGUGGAGGAGGAGCCUAAGCAGAUUGCUUCUCGUCAAGGUCAAGGAUGUGAUCCAGUGAUCCAGUCGUGGGGGCACCCAUAUGGAAAUGGAAUAGAAACAGCUCUUGAAGAACCACGUCAGGAUCAGGUAACUUUUGAAGAUGUGGCGGUCUACUUCACCGAUGAGGAGUGGACAUUGCUGGAUCCAGACCAACGAGUCCUCCAUGUGGAAGUGAUGGAGGAGAACUGCGGAAAUUUGGCUUUUCUGGCCGGGGGCAGCUGGAAGGCUAAAACAGAGGAAGAAGUCCGUGGGCUGUUUUUAGAGAAGGCUGCGGACAAGGAAGAGGAAAAGCAGAGCCGGAAGGUGGAAGAGGAAAAAAAGAGGAUGCCUCCAUCCCCUGUUUUUCGGGAUGUUGCGGCCUGUAAAUUCCCAGCCUUAGAAACCACAUGCAACGGGAAAAGAAGCAGUCAGUGCCUGGCAUGCGGUGAAAGCUUCAGCUGCAAGUUGAGCCUUAACGCUCAUUUGAAAACCCACAAAGAGGAGAAACCCUUUAAGUGUCCCAACUGCGGGAAAAGCUUCUCGCAGAGGAAAGGCUUGAUAAGGCACGAGAGGAUUCACACGGGGGAGAAACCGUACGCCUGCCUGGAAUGUGGGAAGAGCUUCUGUCAGAGCGCGGCCCUCAUCACCCAUCAGCGCAUUCACACUGGGGAGAAGCCGUACGCUUGCCUGGAGUGCGGAAAGAGCUUCUGCCAGAAGACCACGCUGGUCCGUCACCAGCGAAUCCACACGGGCGAGAAGCCCUACGUGUGCGGGGAGUGCGGGAAAAGUUUCAGCCAUCGGUCGCAGCUGACGUCCCACCUGAGAGUCCACACGGGGGAGAAACCGUACAAAUGUUCGGAAUGCGGGAAGAGUUUCAGCCAGAACACAAAUCUGACAUUGCACCAACGAACUCACACUGGGGAGAAACCCUUCCGGUGCCUGGAGUGCGGAAGGAGUUUUAGUCACAGCUCGACUUUAAUGGCCCAUCAGAGAACUCACACGGGAGAGAAGCCGUUCACCUGCUUGGACUGCGGGCAGAGUUUUGCCCAAAACGCCAGCCUUAUUUUCCAUCAAAGGACCCACACGGGGGAAAAACCCUACACAUGUCCAGACUGUGGUAAAAGUUUUAGCACCAGCACCAGCCUGACUUCGCAUCGACGGAUUCACACGGGCGAGAAGCCCUACGUGUGCGGGGAGUGCGGGAAAAGUUUCAGCCAUCGGUCGCAGCUGACGUCCCACCUGAGAGUCCACACGGGGGAGAAACCGUACAAAUGUUCGGAAUGCGGGAAGAGUUUCAGCCAGAACACAAAUCUGACGUUGCACCAACGAACUCACACUGGGGAGAAACCCUUCCGGUGCCUGGAGUGCGGAAGGAGUUUUAGUCACAGCUCGACUUUAAUGGCCCAUCAGAGAACUCACACGGGAGAGAAGCCGUUCACCUGCUUGGACUGCGGGCAGAGUUUUGCCCAAAACGCCAGCCUUAUUUUCCAUCAAAGGACCCACACGGGGGAAAAACCCUACACCUGUCCAGACUGUGGUAAAAGUUUUAGCACCAGCACCAGCCUGACUUCGCAUCGACGGAUUCACACGGGCGAGAAGCCCUACGCAUGUGCCGAAUGCGGGAAGAGCUUCUGUACGAGUACGAAUCUUGUCACCCAUCAAAGGAUCCACACGGGGGAAAAGCCAUUCAAAUGCUCCGAGUGUGGGGAGAACUUCCGGAAAAAAGCCCAUCUCCUACGCCACCACCUCACGCACACUGGGGAGAAGCCGUACAAAUGCGUGGAGUGUGGGAAGAGCUUUAGCGAGAAAAGGAACCUUAAUUCACAUCAAAGGAUCCACUCUGAGAAUUGGAGUGAGGAACCUCGUCGUGGCGGUUGGGGGCUUCCUUCUCUAAAUUCAGAUAGUCCCCCCAUUUCACAGGACUCUGGUUCUUUCCAGAGCCAUUUGCAGCAUGAUUCUAAUCCAGAAGGAAAUUUGGAGUGUUUUACACUCCACUUCUCAGUGAACAGAUGAUAGGGUGCGGUGUGUGUGUGUGUGUGUGGCAGCUCCACCCCUACCUUAGCUUGACUUUUAUGCCUGCAUCUUGCUCCACCUUGCACAACCAGAUGGCGGGCAGGGCUUAACUAGGACUUAUUUUUGGGAUAGGGCUUAUAUUAGAUGCAGGCAUGAAAAUUGGGCUAGGGCUUGCUUUCGGGGUCGUAUUUUCAGGGAAACAUGGUAGAAUGCCAGUUUAAAUAUAAAAUAACAAAAUAGGCUUACGGUUCUGUUUCGGAUAAUGGAGCAUGUGAAUUUCUCUCGAUUCUUAUCCAUUUGGCCAGUACAGGUUCUCCACAAUAUAGUAGCAUUACAAAAAGGUAGAGUACGAUACAUCCAAAUCCAGGCAGUCUUUGGGUUACAAUCCUUCGUUUAGUGACCAAAGUUACAGCGGCCCCGAGAAAGUAAGUGAUCAGUCCUCACACCUAAUGACACUGAAGGAUCCCCAGUCGCAUGGUCAAAAUUUAGGUACUUGGCCACUGCAUGUAUAGUAUUCACAGCGGAGUAUUUACAGCAGAGUUCCCCAACCUUUCUGGGUUGGCGGCCCGGAAUGAGGGGAGAGGGAAAAGAGGGGAUGUGUCGUGUCCCACUCCCUCUCCGACGACUGAGUCUGGGAAGUCUGUAUCAAGCAUGGCCACGAAGCCUCUGCAGCUUUGCCAAAUUCCUUUCAGAUUUCUCAGGGCAGGCACGAAUCCAAGGUGUGACUUCAGCAAACCAGAUAAGACUUUGCUUGACUCAAGGAAUGCCAAAAAGCAGAUCCUUUAUAUAGGCUAUGGGGUGUGGCUCCAUGACUCAGCACUUAUCCAGGCCUGCCCCUCCCUUCCUUCUGCUGACGUCGCCUCUCAGAUCUCCGGAAGCGAGGAUCCUCCCACUUUAGAUUGUCUUCUGCUGAUUGAGAAAGGAAGGGGUCAGAAGGAGUAGGUCCGUGUAAUUCCAAUCCCUGGCUGACUUCCUCUGAUGGCUGUGUGUGAGUGAGGUUUGUUUGUUCAUUCCUGACAUCCCCUCCAGGCAUGGGGCCAGGGCUGGGGGCUGGAGGCAUGCCAGGCCGUUCCUCUUCAUUAUCAGACUCUGAAUCUGAUAGCAGGCCCGGCAGGAGGAGGGAGGGGCCCGGCUGAGGAGAGGAGGGAGGAUGAGGCACAACAGGAUAGUUUUGUGGGAGGGGGAGGUGCUGCUGCUCGUGCGAGUGGGUUGCAAGCGCCUGUGACACUUGCGUGAGUGGGGGUGUAAGCGCCCGCGACGACGCUUGCAUGAGUGGGGCCGCAAGUAUCUGCGAUGCUAGCGUGAAUGGGCUGUGAGUGCCUGCACGAGUGGGAGACUUGUGCAAGUGGGCCGUGCAUGCAUCCUCAUGCACAUGCACUGGCCAGCUACUCACAUAGCCCAGUGGCCAAUAGGCCAUGGCCCCAUAGCAAACCACAGCCCAGAGGUUGGGGAUCCCUGGUUUAUAGUAUCUUGGGGUCAUGUGACCACUAGCUGAUUUCCGACAAGCAAAAUCAAUGGAGGAAGCCAGAUUCACUUAGUGACGACUGUAUGAUUCAUUUAACAACUGCAGUGAUUUGCUCACCUGGGGCAAGAAAAGGUCACAAAUUCCUAGUGCGAUUCCCUUAACAACUGCUUGGCUUAACGAUAAAAAUCCUGGUUCCAAUUGUGGUUGUAAACCGAGGACUACCUGCAAUUGAAUAUUUGGCUGCAAGGAAGACAUGAGCUCUCAUAUUUGAUCAAAGCAAAAUGUGAGCUGCUCCAGACCAUCAUUAUUUCUGGUGGUCAAAUAUAAAAUCGAAGUCUCUGUUUAGGAAGGAGGUACAGUCAGAAUUAGCAAAUAUCCAGGUCUGCUCUUUAAAGCAAGCAUGAACAGCCCACUGCCCAUCUUUUCUGUCUGGUAGGAUCUCUGACCCAACUAACUUUAAUUUAAAAAUUAAAAUUAAUGAAAGCAAAAGAGGCUUCAAAGCUAUAGCCCAGGGAUGGCUAACCUUUUUGCCAUUGCGUGCCAGGAGGUGGGGAUGGGGGGGAGGUCAUGCGUGUACGUGCCCACACCCAUAAUUCUAUGCGCCCUGUCCCUGUGCAUGCAUGUGUGACCUCCCUCCUGGCACGUGAUGGCCCGGUAGGCCCGUUUUUCUCUCUCACCUGUCUCCAGAGCCUCUCUAUGAGUCUGGGGAGGGCGAAAACAGCCUUCCUCACCACCCUGGAGGCCCUUCGGAGGCCAGAAACAGCCCGUUUACCAACUUUUGGUUGGACAGGAAAUUUUUUUGCUGUCCCCAGCCUCCAGACACUCCUAGAGAGGCUCUGGAGGCUUGCGAUAGCAAAAAAGUCACUUUCUGUCCAACUGGAAGUUGGUAAACGGGCUGUUUCUGGCCUGCAGAGAGCCUGGGGGUGUGGGGAAGGCCAUUUUCGCCCUCCCCAGACUCAGAGAGAGGCUCUGGAGCCAGGUGAGAGAGGAAAACAGGCCUUCCCCAUCACCACCCAGGCCCUCCGGAGGCAGGAAACAGCCUGUUUCCCUACUUCGGGUGGGCCCAGAAGGCCCGAAAAUCAGCUGGCCGGUGCAUGGAGCUGAGUUCACUGCCCACUGAUAUGGCUACACGUGCCACCUGUGGCAUGCAUGCCAUAGGUUUACCAUCAUGGCUAUAGCCCAACUUUUGUCAUCAAUCACACUUGUCAAAAUGCUUCUGAAUACAGCCAAUAUCAUAGGAGAAAUUUCCUGAACUAAGGAGAAAUUUCCUAUCAGUUAAAUUAGAACAAUUAAUCGGUGGAAUGACUUGCCGCCAGAAGUUGUAAAUGCUGCAACACUGGAGGUUUUGAAGAAGAGAUAAUGAAGCCAGUCACUUGUCUGAAAUGGUGUAGGUUCUCCUGCUUUGAGCAGGGGGUUGGACUAGAAGACCUCCAAGGUCCCUUCCAACUCCGUUAUUCUGCUAGAUAGGGAUGUCUGAGCUUUAUCUGUGCAUGAGAAAAAAGGAAACAAGGAAGGAUUGUAGUCAGCAGGCUCGGAGGUUAUUAAAUUUUGGGCAGUUCUCUACUCUCACCAUGCCAACCAUUUUGUGACAAUGCCUGCAAAUAGCAAUAUUAAUAGCAUUUAGACAUAUACACCACUUCACAGUGCUUUACAGCCCUCUCUAAGUGGUUUACAGCCGUUUAUAUACUGUUGUGUCUCGCUCGCUCCCCCCCGCCACAGCCGGGCCCCUCUUAUCUCCUGCCGGACGCUGAUAGUGCGGAAGAAUGUCCUGGCAUGCCUCCAGCCCCCAGCCCUGGCACCAUGCCUGGACAGGCCGAGCAAGACGAAGGGCCUGACGUACCUCCAGCCCCCAGUCCUGGCACCAUGCCCAGACAAACGGAGCAACUAAACCCCUCCCCCAUAGCAUGUGAGCCUGAAGAAUGUGAAGCCAGUCAUGAGCUAAGAUUACCAACAGCUGGAGGCUGGAGAGAUCCUCGCUUCCGGAGAAUAGAG
Messenger RNA from Ahaetulla prasina, 6291 nucleotides. Its product is annotated as zinc finger protein 345-like. Lineage: Eukaryota; Metazoa; Chordata; Lepidosauria; Squamata; Colubridae. The transcript has 6 exons. Gene Ontology annotation, biological process: regulation of DNA-templated transcription. The coding region runs from base 327 to 2834 and encodes 835 amino acids. The record is from RefSeq and is a predicted model, not a curated record.